AUGAGACAUGAGAAAACACCAGAAGAAAAAUUAAGAGAUGAAUUGUAUCAAUCAAAAACUUAUCAAGAAUGGGUGGGAAAAGUCAAAGAAUUAGAUAUAUUACUAAAGAACGAUGAAUGGAAAAAAGAUCGAGUAUCUCCAUAUUAUGAUUAUAACUUGAUACAAGUUAGAUUGGAUCAUCUUAGGGAGAGUAAUGAUGUGCUUCAAAUGAUCUAUAUAUUACGAUCAGAUUAUACAGAAGAAGUUGUAACUCAAUUAGAAUAUAUUGGGGAAAAUAACUUUGCUGAAUUACCUAAUUAUUCAAAAAUCGAAUUUUUUCACGAUACAAAACAAAGUUUUGGUAAUACAGCUCUAGUACUUUAUGGUGGAGCCACAUUUGGUUUAUGUCAUCUUGGAGUUGUGAAAGCUUUAAAUGAAAAAGGAUUAUUGCCUAGAAUUAUUAGCGGUACAACUGUAGGUGCAUUGAUUGCUGCUUUAGUUUGUAUUAGAACCGAUGAUGAAUUACCAAGUAUUUUUAAAGAGGGAGGUGUUGAUUUAGGCGCCUUUAGUAAACUUGGUAGUAAAGGAAAUAUCCGUAGAAAAAUUUCCAGGUUUUUAAAACAUGGACAUCUUAUGGAUAUUAAAGUUGUGGUAGAAUGUGUUAGAAGUAAUGUUGGAGAUUUAACUUUUGAAGAAGCAUUUGCUAGAACAAAAAGAAUAUUAAAUAUUACAGUGUCUUCUACCAGAAAAUUUGAAGUGCCUCAAUUAUUGAAUUAUUUAACAGCUCCUAAUGUUCUAAUAUGGAGCGCUGCAUGUGCAUCGGUUGCAAUGAUGGGGUUAUAUGAUAGUGUUGAUUUAUUAGCUAAAGAUAAAAACGGUAAUAUUGUGCAUUGGGCCCCAUCAGUAUCGCAAGCAAAUCCUUACAUUGUACCAUUUUUAACAAGAGAACAAACCAUUAAAUAUAGUUUAUUAGGUAAAAUUGGUUAUUUUAUCUCAACAGAAUUUAGACAUAGAUUAUAUCAGUUGGAACAAAUGAAACUUUUACCUAAAAUGUUUAGGGAAAUGGUCGAUGAAAAGGUUUCAGGAAAUGUUACAAUUGUUCCUUCUAUUUCCUUUGAUGAUUUUAAAAAAUUAUUUUCAAAUCCAUCUCAUUCUUCCUUGGAUUCUUGGAUAUUGAAAGGUGAACAAUCCACUUGGCCGCUACUAGCUCUAAUAAAGAAUCGUUGUAUCAUAGAAUUGGCUCUUGAUAGAGCCCCAAGUGAACGUAAUUAUUCAGUUUAUCCUAAUUCCAAUAAAAAAAUCAAUAGAAAACGUACAAAAUCUGCGCGUAAUGAAGAAAAGGCUCAGUCUAUGCUCUAUCGUUUUCGUGAAGCACAAGCAGUUCAACUUGGAUUAGUUAAACCGAAAGAGCGUAGACCUUAUUUGGCAUCGGAUUGCAAUAAUUUAAAAGAUGCAGAAAAAUGGCGACAACAAAUAAUCAGAGAAAUUUCAAGGAAAUUAAUGAGAGAAAAAGGUCAUUGGGAAGAUCAAAUAAAGAAGCUUGGUGGACCAGAUUAUAGGAAAGUAGGACCAAAAAUGUUAGAUCAUGAAGGAAAAGAAGUGCCUGGGAAUAGAGGUUACAAAUAUUUUGGUCGGGCGAAAGAUUUACCAGGAGUGAGAGAAUUAUUUGAACAAGAUGCGCCCACACCAUCAAAACGCACACGAUUUGAUUUGUAUAAAAAUGUAGAUGCAGAUUAUUACGGAUAUAGAGACGAGGAGGAUGAGACGUUAUUAGAAUAUGAACGAGAAAAAGAAGAAAAUCUCAUUAAAGAAAUAUUACAAAAUCAAGGUAACACUGCUCAAAAAAAUAAAGAUAUAAGUUCAUCAGUAGAAGGAAUAAUGGAUGUGGAUGAUUUUUCAGAGAAGUACGUGUCACAUGUAGCAGUACCAUCUCAAAAAGACAUUGAAGAAUAUCUGGUACAGAGAAGGAAACGUCAAAUACUUGAUCGUUAUGUGCCAGAUAACGACAUUGAUAAUUAUAAAUAUGAUAAUGUAAUCCUAAUGACCCGCAGUGGAGAAUUGUCUAAAACAACUUUAUGGCUAGGCUCAUCGAUAGAAAAUUCUAUUGGUAUUGACAGAAACAAUAAUCUUGAUAAUAUUGAAAUUGCAUAUAAUGAUCCUAAAGGCGUUAUCAAAAAUUUCAUUAUUAAUGGGUUAAAUCAUGUUAAUGCUAUUCUUGGACAAAGAAAUUUUAUUGAUAUUAAUGAUUUUGAAUAUCAUGAGAGUGAAG
Molecule: messenger RNA, 2248 nt
Organism: Entrophospora sp. SA101
Lineage: Eukaryota; Fungi; Glomeromycota; Glomeromycetes; Entrophosporales; Entrophosporaceae
Source: the annotation of a GenBank genome assembly